Molecule: messenger RNA, 438 nt
Organism: Aspergillus homomorphus CBS 101889
Lineage: Eukaryota; Fungi; Ascomycota; Eurotiomycetes; Eurotiales; Aspergillaceae
Exons: 1
Coding region: 33-380 (115 amino acids)
Source: RefSeq, a predicted model, not a curated record
GCGUGCCCUGUCACUGAACAUGAAUAGUCAUAAUGCAAGAUAUUUUGCUAGAGCGGCUUCUUGGCAAAACUCAUUUGCUGUACGACAAGCGCAAGGUGAAGAACUCCGAGCUCAUUGAUAUGGAUCGAUUGAUCCAACGGUGUGCGCGAGGAGAACACGGAGACAGGACACGGGGUUUUUUCUUCUUCUCAGAGAGGAUGCACGGCACCGCUCGCGAAGCUCAGAUUGCCAGCGAACUCGUGCCUAGCGGAUACACUGCAUUUCUCAGAUGGCGCCACGCUUACUAUGACUCCGGAUAUAGCGAAGACGAAAGCGAAGACCACGGUCUCAUCUCAUGCUUUGCUCUUGGAGACGGGACGGAAACACCCGAAUCUAGAUAGAAAAGCAAUGAUGGACCAGUGCCAAUGACUCGGGAUGAUAGCAAGAGAAAGAAAGAAG